Molecule: messenger RNA, 682 nt
Organism: Centropristis striata (black sea bass)
Lineage: Eukaryota; Metazoa; Chordata; Actinopteri; Perciformes; Serranidae
Product: CCR4-NOT transcription complex subunit 9-like
Exons: 3
Coding region: 151-381 (76 amino acids)
Biological process (GO): negative regulation of translation; mRNA catabolic process
Cellular component (GO): CCR4-NOT complex; CCR4-NOT core complex; P-body
Source: RefSeq, a predicted model, not a curated record
AGCAGAAGAUGAAAGCCAAAAUUGCCUGAAUUAACUGUUUGUUUGAGCAGAAUAACUCUGUUUACUGCACUGGAAGAGCUGCGGAGCAUUAUCGUUCGUGUUGGAGCUCUUUAAAAGGCCUGCCUGGAUUUAAUCCCGUCGCUCCACACAAUGCUGGCUACAGGAGCAGCUGUUACCUCAGCGCUGGCACAAGUGGACAGAGAGAAGAUCUACCAGUGGAUCAAUGAGCUGUCCAGUCCAGAGACCAGGGAGAACGCCCUGCUGGAGCUCAGCAAGAAAAGGGAGUCAGUCCCUGACCUUGCUCCCAUGCUGUGGCACUCAUGCGGCACCAUCGCUGCUCUACUACAGAGCCAGAGAAGCUCUGCACCAGUGCCUCCCUGACCAGCUUAAAGACACCACCUUUGCUCAGGUCCUGAAGGACGACACCACCACCAAGCGCUGGCUGGCCCAGCUGGUGAAGAACCUGCAAGAGGGUCAGGUGAGUGACCCCCGGGGCAUCCCUCUGCCUCCACAGUGACAGUCCCCGCUCCUCGCCCCGCCAAGGAACACCAGCAAACUGCCUAUCUGACGAGCCUUCAGUCCUAGACAUGCACAUGACACUGUUUUUAUCAAAGACUUUGACAGGAAAGGCUCCUUAUUAUUUUUUAUGUGCAGAUUCAACUCCGUUCCCACAGAGACAUUU